This is a messenger RNA of Ogataea philodendri, 2391 nucleotides long. RefSeq lists its product as uncharacterized. The coding region runs from base 1 to 2391 and encodes 796 amino acids. Gene Ontology annotation, biological process: translation; glutaminyl-tRNA aminoacylation. The transcript has a single exon. Gene Ontology annotation, cellular component: cytosol; cytoplasm. Gene Ontology annotation, molecular function: ATP binding; glutamine-tRNA ligase activity. The record is from RefSeq and is a predicted model, not a curated record. Lineage: Eukaryota; Fungi; Ascomycota; Pichiomycetes; Pichiales; Pichiaceae.
AUGACGGACGACCUUGUUACGUUAUUCUCCCAAAUUGGGUUCCAAGAAUCCAAAGCGCGCGAGAUCCUGAAAAACACUAAGGUUGCCUCUUCAUUGGCCCAUUUGAUCCGGCUAUCUGGCGAUAACGUCCAGUGGGAUAAGACAAAGAGCACUUUGACUCACCAUUUGGCAACGCUGAUCAAGGGCGAGGAUCUGGUCCACGACAAGGAUAUUGUUGCGGCUAUUGACGACGGCGAGCUCAACUCCACUUUGCAAGUGACUGAAGCUUACAAGUAUGUCAAGUCUGCGGGAUCUGACUUCAACAAGGACGAGAUGAGGGAGAAAUCCGGAGUGGGGAUCACAGUUACUGAGCAGGACGUUGAGGAUGCCAUCAGAAAGUACAUUGAGUCGUUGAAGGACGAGUUUUUGGAAAAACGGUACAAGAUGGUGCCUAACAUUCUGGGAAGCGUGCGAAGCUUGCCAGAGUUGAAAUGGGCCUCUCCAUCGAUGUUCAAGCCUACUGUUGAUAAGUUGGCGUUGGAAUACCUUGGUCCUAAGGAUGAAAGAGACGUGGUGAAGAAGGAGAAGAAGAAGAAGGAGCCAUCAAAGGCCAAGACAGAAACUAAGGCUAAAGAGCCAGAAAGAAACAUGUUCACUGAGGGAUUCCUUGGUGAUUUGCACAAACCAGGUGAGAACCCACAAAGAUGGCCAGAACUGAUGAAGGAGCACCUGAAGGUCACCAAAGGCAAGGUGUUCACGAGAUUCCCGCCAGAACCCAACGGGUUCCUGCAUAUCGGGCACUCCAAGGCCAUUAUGGUGAACUUUGGUUACGCAAAGUACCACGACGGCGUGUGUUAUCUGCGAUACGACGACACUAACCCAGAAGCCGAGGAACAGGUGUACUUCGACUCUAUUUUGCGGUGUGUCAAGUGGUUGGGAUACGAGCCUUGGAAAAUCACCUACUCUUCCGACUACUUUGACCAGCUGUACGAGCUGGCUGAGAAAUUAAUCACCUCUGGCUAUGCGUAUGUUGAUCACUGCACCCCUGAGGAAAUCAAGGCACAAAGAGGAGUCAAGGCGGAUGGAACUCCUGGUGGAGAGAGAUUCCCAUCUCCAUGGAGGGACCGGCCGGUCGAGGAGUCGCUGGCUGAGUUUAGAAAAAUGAGAGACGGCCAUUACGAGCCAGGUAAGGCCACUUUGAGAAUGAAACAAGAUAUCAACUCGCCAUCGCCUCAAAUGUGGGACCUGAUUGCGUACCGUGUGCUGAAUGCCAAGCACGAAAGAACAGGCGACAAGUGGAAGAUCUAUCCAACAUACGACUUCACACACUGUUUGGUCGAUUCUUUCGAGAACAUCAGUCAUUCUCUGUGUACCACCGAGUUCUAUCUCAGCAGAGAGAGUUACGAGUGGCUGUGUGACGUGCUGCACGUUUAUAGACCAGCGCAAAGAGAAUAUGGUCGGUUGAACUUGAGUGGAACGAUCAUGUCCAAGAGAAAGAUUGCCAAGCUUGUGAACGAGGGAUAUGUUCGUGGCUGGGACGAUCCAAGACUGUACACUUUGGAGUCGCUGAGAAGAAGAGGUGUUCCUCCAGGAGCCAUUUUGAGUUUCAUCAACACUUUGGGAGUCACCACCUCGACUACCAACAUCCAGGCCGUGAGAUUCGACACUGCUGUGAGAACGUACUUGGACCACACGACUCCAAGAUUGAUGAUGAUCGAAAACCCAUUGAAGGUGGUCAUUGACAACCUGGCCGACGAUUAUGAGGAGUUGGUGGAAAUUCCUUACAAGCCAGGAUCUCCGGAGUUUGGAUCCCGUAGAGUUCCAUUCACCAAGACCGUUUACAUUGACAAGUCGGACUAUAGAGACACAAUCACCAAGGACUACUUCAGACUGGCCCCAGAGCAGCCUGUUGGACUAAUGAGAGUUCCUUUCAACAUCAAGGUGACCAGCGUGGACAGAGACGAGUCUGGCGCUCCUGUUCUGAUCCAUGCCGAGUAUCUGAACGACCCUGCCGUGCACAAGAAACCAAAGACGUACAUUCAUUGGGUUCCGGAGAGCACGAAGUACAACUCGCCGGUGAAGAUCGCAGAGGUGAGAAUCCACAACCAACUGUUCAAGUCGGAGAACCCGUCUGCCAACCCUGAAGGAUAUCUGGCGGACAUCAACCCUGAUUCCGAGCAAAUCAUCAAGAAUGCCAUCAUAGAGCCAAGUUUCCACGAGAUCGAGACCAAGUCUCCAAUGAACAUGCCGUUCACCAACCCUCAAUUUAGCAUCCACGAGGAGGCCGGCAAGGAGACUGUCCGGUUCCAAGCUCUGCGUGUGGGAUACUUCUGUUUGGACAAGGAUUCUACCAACGACAAGCUGAUUCUCAACCGGAUUGUCACUUUGAAGGAAGACUCUGCCAAAGAUUGA